AUGGGGGGGUGCCAAUAUGCCGAAUGGCAGCCCAUUUCCAAACCCCGACCGGCACUGCAUGGAAUCUUUCCGACAUGUCAGCAAACUGCCGACGCCCCGGAGCCUCCGGACCAUCUGAAGGCCCGAGACAGACCUCUCUCUUGCCCGUGCUCAGGUGGCCGUCCACCUUGGGGCCGUGAUGAGGCAGUCCGAGGUCAUUCCGAGGGGGACGGUCCUACUGAGGUCCCAGAGAGAUGGGUGCAGGGAACGAGCAAGUACGGCUGCCUCGACUACCCUCCCCGAGAGAGGCCUGGGCAGCCAAGUGCCCAAGAUGCCGGUUUCUCAGGAAGGGGGUCAGUCCCGAGAGCUGGCACUGCGGGGAAAAGCGUCGGGCCCCAGCCCCGCUUGGCAGUUUCCGAGAGAACACUCGUGAGCCCCGGGGCCCAGCGGGGGUGGGGCCAGCCAGGGCGGGGCGCGCCCCCCCCCCCCCCCCCCGCUUCCCCAGGGGGUCCCGGGGCCGCGGCUAUGGGGAGGAGCCUCUGGGAGUUCCCGGAUGUGCAGCUGGGGCGGCGGGCUGGCAGAGCCUGGGAAGUGGCCGCGAGGAGUCUGGCGGCGGCGGCGGCGGCCGGCGGGCCACGGGCCACGGGCCACGGUGAGAGGCCGCGGGGGAGGCCGGCCCCCCCGGCCGAGGCGGCUCGGGGAGCGGGGGGGACGCGCGCCCCGCACGUGAGGGGCCAGCCUGGACGGUGGGACGCGACGCGACGGGCCGGGCAGUGCAGGGGCGGCCUUCGCCUCCCGACUCUGGGCCGCUGGGCCUGGCUGCCCCCUCCCCCGCGUCCCCUCCGCGCCCCUCCGCGCCUCCCCUGUGGGCAGCCGUCGGCCCUGGGCGGAACCCCGGCUGGGAGCCGCCCGCCGCGCCCGCGGGAUGCCAAGGCCGAUGCCCGGGCUCCGCUCGGUUGA
Vombatus ursinus (common wombat) is the source of this 939-nucleotide messenger RNA. Its product is annotated as translation initiation factor IF-2-like. Lineage: Eukaryota; Metazoa; Chordata; Mammalia; Diprotodontia; Vombatidae. The record is from RefSeq and is a predicted model, not a curated record. The transcript has a single exon. The coding region runs from base 1 to 939 and encodes 312 amino acids.